This is a messenger RNA of Jatropha curcas, 2156 nucleotides long. RefSeq names its product coiled-coil protein. The record is from RefSeq and is a predicted model, not a curated record. Gene Ontology annotation, biological process: cytokinesis by cell plate formation. NCBI's taxonomy places the organism in Eukaryota, Viridiplantae, Streptophyta, Magnoliopsida, Malpighiales, Euphorbiaceae.
CAUGAGCUUCCCUUCCUCUUGACCGCGACCCAGAACAAAACCAACUUCCAUCUAUCUCUAUCUCUCUCACCUCUUUCAUUUCUCCGAUUUUAUCGAAAUAAAAAAUCUAGCUUCCUCGAGAUCCUCGCUUCAGUGUAACGUACUCGCAUACCUAUACGUACAUAUCUAUAAAUACUUUUUCAAAUGGAUCGGAGGAGGACCGCAAGCCCUGUGUACUCACGGCAGUGGAGUGGUAGCUCUAGCACAGGAUCGUCUUCUCCGGCCAUGUCGCCGGCGCACCCUAGCUCACGGCUAGGAACAGGUAUGUCUACAAUCAAGCGCACUCAAAACGUUGCCGCGAAGGCUGCAGCGCAGCGUCUUGCUCAAGUGAUGGCGUCGCAGACCGCUGAUGAUGACGAGGAGGAUGACGAUCUAGGGUUCCGAUUUCCUCCGGCACCGCCAGCUCCAUCGAGUUUCAGUAGCAGUCUUAAUCAUAAUGGAAGCAAUAAUAUUACACCUGCUAUUUCGCUUGCCAGACCUAAUAGAUCUCCUUCACCUGCGUUAGGUCGGAACUUUGCAGAGCAUGUUCCUUCUGUACGCUCCACUUCAGCAGGAAGGCCAUCGAUGUCUGUGCGGACAGGGACAUUGGUAACACCUAGCAAAUCGUCAAUAAGAACUCCAAUUUCUAUACCUCCCAUUGAGCCUCCUAAUAGGACUAGAGAAAAAAGGUUUACUUCAGAUGUGGGACACCUCAAGACAAAAGAUGCAGUAGAUCAGCGCGAAGCUUCAGCUCUUCGUGAUGAGCUUGAUAUGUUACAGGAAGAGAAUGAAGUUAUAGUUGACAAGCUUCGUCGUGCAGAAGAAAGGCGUGAAGAGGCUGAGGCUAGAGCUAGGGAGCUUGAGAAACAGGUUGCUACGCUUGGAGAAGGUGUAUCUUUAGAAGCCAAACUGUUGAGCAGGAAGGAAGCAGCGCUGCGUCAAAGGGAGGCUGCUCUUAAGGCUGCAAAACAAACUAAAGAUGGGAGAGAUGAAGAAAUUGCAGCCCUUCGUUCAGAACUUGAGAGCCUAAAAGAGGGUGCUACAGCAGCUGUGGAACAGUUUCGAGAAGCAGAAUCGGAAGCAAAAGCUCUUCGAACAAUGACACAAAGAAUGAUAUUGACUCAGGAAGAGAUGGAGGAAGUGGUCUUGAAGAGAUGUUGGCUUGCUCGUUACUGGGGUUUAGCUGUACAGCAUGGCAUUUGUGCUGAUGUAGCAUCUUCAAAACACGAGCAUUGGUCCGCUUUAGCUCCUCUUCCAUUUGAAGUAGUCAUUUCUGCUGGGCAGAAGGCUAAGGAGGAAUCUUUAGAUACAGGUGGUGAUGAUCCAGAUAGGGGUAAACUUUCUCGUGAUUUGAGUGAUCUAACAGGAGAAGGAAAUAUUGAGAGUAUGCUUUCAGUUGAAAUGGGAUUAAGGGAACUGGCUUCUUUGAAGGUUGAAGAUGCAGUUGUGCUUGCAUUGGCCCAGCACAGACGACCAAAUUUGAGAUCAGUCGAUCCCAAGUUUACGGAGGCCUUUGGAUUAAGCGAAGGGGAGGCUGAAGAUGUUAUUUUCAAAGAGGCAUGGCUAACAUACUUCUGGAGAAGAGCCAAAGUGCAUGGUGUGGAAGAGGAUAUUGCAGAAGAGCGGCUUCAGUUUUGGAUCAGUCACAGUGGACAGUCCCCAACAUCACAUGAUGCUGUGGAUGUUGAACGAGGGUUAUUGGAGCUGAGGAAGUUGAGCAUAGAGCAACAGCUUUGGGAAGCAUCUCGGAAGGAAAUUGACCAGCCUUCUUAUGGUUCAGUUGCCAAUCACAAGUCUACGGCAAAUUCGGAGACCUCUUCACAUUGAUUGUCACGCUUGGAUUAAUUCAAUUUUCUCGCUUAAUCUGUUUAGCCAGCUUGCGUCAAUUUUAUGUUUUUAAUUUUUGUUUUUCUGUUUUGUUUCUCAUAUUCCUUCUACAUUCAAUUUGUUUUCUAGGAAUUUUCCGUGUCACGUGGCAAUGUCAUAAUUUGAUGAUAUAUAGUUGAUAUUUGGUGCUAAGAUCAAUGCUAUAAUUAUUGUAGCACUUGACUCAGCUGUGGAGCCUGUAAUUAAGCUGUUAAUAUGACAAAUUGGUUGGAGUGAAAUGCUUCGAAGUAUAUUAUAUGAUCUAUUCCAAA